AUGCUGAGCCCUACUUUUGUUCUGUGGGAUAUUGGCUAUAACUUAUAUACCUAUAGUUCUAUUCUAAUUAUUAUCCUAAUUCUCUGUCAAGUGAAAAGAAAUUAUCAUAGAAUAACAUUGGAAUCUAAAAGGAGUGGCUACCAGCAUUACCGAAAAGUCAGGAAAAAAACAAGAAAUGAGGCAUCAACAGCAAGGGGAGAUUCUGGAAAAAAACCUGAUAUGCCAAAGAAGCUGCUUUCUGUGAUUAAAAGCCAGGGCUGGCUUCCUCAGGAGGGAAGUGUGCGGAGGCUCCUGUGUACAGAUCCCAGAUGUGACAUCUGCAAUGAUGUGGCUCUGGACAUUCAUCAGCUGCUGACAGGUAAACACACACCAAUCUCCAAAAAUGCAUUGAUACCAUCAAAGUUUUCUACAUACCAAGAAAUUAUGUCUGGAUCUACUGUGACUUUUGAGCCGAAACAAGAGAGCCAUUUCCUGUUACACUCCAAUGAGCCGACACUUUCAUCUGCAGUCCCUGUGGUAUCACAUGUCAAACACCAGAGCUCCUUCACCCAGCUGUGUGCCCAGUCACCUAGUGCAGUAAGCACCUAUGACUAUUGGGCUGAGCAUGACCAGCUAAGGCAGGAGUUUCAAUUCACAGAGAUGUCCCCAGACCACGAGACCAAUUUUUGCUUACUACCAGAGGACCAGAAUGUUCCAGAGUCCCAGCAGACAAUGAUGCAGAGAAGCUCAAACUUCCUCUGCGGGUUUCAAGGCCUGAAUUCCUCUGUCUCGGUGCUGACUAUGAGCCAAGACGUAACUGCCGAUACCCUGACACAUCCUUUGUCCUUGCACAUAGUUGCUGUGCACCCUGCAUACCCACUGAAUCUUAGUCCUGAAAGCCUGAGGCUUCUUGAGAUGCAUGUGAAAAAAUGGAUGCAUUUCCAGAGGUGGGGGCUUCCUAGACGUGUGGAGGAGUCAAUGAGGCAAAUUAUGCCCUGUUCACCACUGUUUUACCAACCUGAAAACAACCAACCAGUUUGUUUCAUCCAUAAUAAUCCUCUUAAUUUAACUAUUGAAAGAUUUGGGACCAUGUCUUAUCAGACCUGGGGUUCAUUUAUGGCUGGCCAGCCCACCCAGAUCUUCUGGGUUUCAGAAUGGUCCAUGGUUAUAGACCCAGAACAAAGAUAUACCUACCAACAAAUACAAAAUCAUCUGACUCUGGUCUUGCCUUCUCCAGCUUUUAAAGACUUUGAUGGCCUCAAUACACUUCCUGGCCAACAGAUUAAUGAUCCAGUGAGUCAUUUGCAACAGAAAUACAGACAGCUAUUCUGUGGUCUCCCUUCUUUGCAUAGUGAGUCCCUGCUUGGGGCAUGGGGUACUCAAGGAUUCUCCUUGAAUGGAACUAUGUCCAAGCUUUCUAUGAAAGACCCUUUUCUCUUUCAAGAACUUUCUUUUCUCCCCCCGCUACCUAAAAUUUUACCUCAGUUAACCCAACUCCCUUCCCAAUCAUUCUCAAAUGAGGUCACUUCAGCAGACCAUCCACAAGCUGAGAUCAAUGUUCCAUUUCUGACUCUAGCUGAGUGUGAAGCCUUGGAAUGGCACAUGAUACAAAAGCAGCUCCAAGUGCAGUGGGGCUUGCCAGCAAUUUUUCAAGGAUCUCAGCCUGCCCUCAGCCCCAUGCACUGUAGAUCAUAUGACAAAGCCCAGUCCUCUGGGAUAGUGAAAACUUCUUGGUCAGGGAAGCACACCUCAGUUCUCAGAAGGAAAUUCUUCCCUCUGGAGAAUUCCAGAAGGUCACUGAAUGUCCACCUCCAGAGGCAAUUGAGUCAUCAUUGCUGGGGCCUAUCUGAGAAGACCCAGAAAUCCAGUCAACAUGUCUUGGCUCAUAAUAACCAGCAGCUUCUGUCAUUAAGAAGCACAAGAGUAGACUCCAAUGUGGGUACAUUCCAGCCUGCAGACCAAGAAGCCACCUUAGUUGAUGAGUCAUUCACAAAACUCAUGGACACAGAAUUAGUCUACAUGCCAUUCUUGUGUGCCCAGGCCAAGGCAAUGUUACAGAAUCACAUACACACAAAAUGUGGACAGAUUCUCCAGGGAAACAUUCCUGCCUGUGUAUAUAGUUCCCAGGAGUGUAUGAUUCCUGGAGGCCAACAAGUGACUCCUUUCACUUGUAUCCCAGAAAGCAAGACCUUGGAGCUACAGGCAUCAGCUGGCCCUGACUCAAAAGACAAAGUGAUGCCCUGGAUGCCAAUGACCCUUGAUCAACAGCAACAAAACCCAUCAAUUAUAGACACUGAACACCCUAAGCUGUCUGAAAACUUAACAAAGGAAGUCAUUGAGAAGUUGGAGGUAACUUUAAGGCACAAAUAUAUGACCUUCUUGUCAGGGCUUCCUGAUCUUUAUUAUGUGGCUCUCUCCAGAGCUGUAUCCCCUGAAAACACUACCCAGGCUAUAACCACAAAUAUGGUGGAUAAGCCUGUUGAAAGACUAGCAGAACCUGUUGCUCCUAUGCUCCCAUUGGAAGAGCAGUGUCUGAGUCCUGCACCAUGCUUGCAAGACACUGGUAACACAUGUACUGAUAGUCCACACCAGUUCCAAGAUGAAGUACAAAAUAAAGUUGUGGCUGAGCCAGUAACUCUAGAAAGUCAGUCAGAGCCUCCUUGGUACAUUUCAUUCUCCAAAACUAAAUGGUCCAAACUGAAUUUCCAUCUAAAAAAAAAGAUCCUAGAGGUACAUUUGGGAAUUCCCAUAAAGGCAAGAAAAUCCAGGGAAUUAAUGCUACCAAUAUCAAAAAAAAUAACUACACAGGGGUCUCUUGAGAGUUUAAAUAAACAGGAGAAAGUAUUACCCAAAGAUCUUUCCAAUCCACCAAAUAGUCCUUGUGAUCCAGAUCUAGAACAAUUCUACCAUAAAAAACAGCUGGGGAUUGAGUUAAAAGCAAUGCAGAAGAAUCAGAAGCAACCUCUUUCCUACACAGUAUCCCAUGAUUCUGGCCAGUGGGUUUCCAAGAUCCCACAGCCCACUAGUGACAUGACAGCAGCACAAGUUCUCUGUGUUCAGCUGGAGAAAAAUCUCAACACCCCCAACCUAGAUGAGGCCUGGGAUCAAGAACCCCACAGCUCUAGCAAAAAGAAAGACUCAGCCCAAAUCCCCACAUUGACAGAAAAGAGAGAAGAUUUAGGGAGACACAAAAAUGUGGGUAACCAGGGAGAGGGGGAUGCAGGGUUUGUACUAGCCUCAAUUAAAGGAAGUCUCCUUGCUGAAGGUCAGUGUCAAAAAGGGACACUUCUGAACAAAACACUAUAUAGCCACCAACACGGGAGCCAUCAACACAGUCGCCAGACUAUGCAGAAUGCUUCCCAUCAACCCAGUCGCCAGGAUUGCCCUCAACUUAUGCUUUUAAAGCAAACUCUAGGAACCCAUAAUGAAAAUAAAGGUGAAAAGAGUAGCCUGAGAGGCAGCCAAGCCAAAAUCAGUGUCAUCCACAAACCAGCAAGGAUUCCUCAGUAUGCCCAGUCUGCGAGGUUCCAGAUGUCACAGGAGCAGUCUUUCCUAGGCCAACCAGCUCUGAGAAAGCCACUGCAGGGCCAAAGAUUGCAACAUCGGCUUUUGCAAGGCCAGAGAAUGCCAGUCCCUGCUCACAAGAGUUCCAGCCUUCCAGAAUCUGGCUUGAGAAAUAAGAUGAAAUUCUUCCUACACUGUAUUAGCCCCAAGAUAAAAGACAAAAGACAUCAUAAACCCAUGCUGUCUAUAACUGAGAAAGUAAUCAGGAAGGAACUUGUCCAAAAGAACCUGGCUCCAGUCAAGAGUCCUAUGGAGCAAACUAAGAGAGAAAAAACAAGCGAGAAUCCCAUGACCCUAUGCACCCCCACUAAGAAGCAGGUGGUUGUGCCCUCUUUGCCAGGUCCCCAGUUCUCUGAGAAUAAGCUUCGGCAUCGCUCCUGCUCCCAUCAACAGCACUCUGAGUCAGUCCUGGGCCCACCCCGCCACUGCCCUCGACACUGUCCUCGAAUGGCUUUUGUCACUCAUCUGAGGAACCCACCUUAA
This is a messenger RNA of Suncus etruscus (white-toothed pygmy shrew), 4026 nucleotides long. Its product is annotated as protein FAM205A-like. Lineage: Eukaryota; Metazoa; Chordata; Mammalia; Eulipotyphla; Soricidae. The transcript has 4 exons. The record is from RefSeq and is a predicted model, not a curated record. Bases 1 to 4026 code for a protein of 1341 amino acids.